Momordica charantia (bitter melon) is the source of this 1072-nucleotide messenger RNA. RefSeq names its product NDR1/HIN1-like protein 6. The record is from RefSeq and is a predicted model, not a curated record. Gene Ontology annotation, cellular component: plasma membrane. Gene Ontology annotation, biological process: defense response to other organism. Lineage: Eukaryota; Viridiplantae; Streptophyta; Magnoliopsida; Cucurbitales; Cucurbitaceae.
GCGAAAUUGUGCUUACCAAAUUGGAAUUUGUGUGACGCAACCAGUCGGAAGACGUUGCCGCCAUGUCAGCAUCUUCGCCAAACGUCUGUCACGCGCUCUCCUUCCAAAUAAGACUCACUCUUUUUCCACCUCUCUCUCACUCUCUCAUUUUCUUCUCACCGGAACACCCAUCGGAAAAUCCCGCCGCCGGCAGAACAUGGCAGAGCCGCCAUUGAAACCCAUCCUCCAGAAGCCUCCGGGGUAUAAACCCCCAAAUCUCGCCGCUCAACCGGUCCCGAGACCGCCGCCCAGGAAAUUACCGAUUCUCCCCUCACCGCGGAAGAACCGACGGAGCUGCUGCCGGAGAUUCUGUUGCUUCCUCUGCUUUUUCGUCCUGUUCCUGAUCGUCGUGAUCGUCGCCGCCGGCGGGGUUUCAUACCUCUGGUUCGACCCCAAACUCCCCGUAUUUCACCUCCAAUCGUUCCGGAUCUCCAAAUUCAACGUCACCGACAAACCGGACGGCUCGUAUUUAGACGCCAAAACAAUCGGUCGGAUCGAGGUCAAGAACCCAAACUCCAAGCUAUCGCUAAAUUACGGCGAUAUCGAGGUCGAAAUCGGCGCCGGCGCCGGAGAAGGCGGUCGUACUGAAUUGGGAUCGACGACGGUCCCGGGGUUCGUUCAAUCGAAGGAGAACACGACGAGUUUGAAAGUGGAAACAGGGGUUAGCAACGAAGUCGUCGACGGCGGAGCCGGGAGGAAGCUGAACUCCGGCAACCGGACCGGAGAGCUGGUGGUGAACGUCGCCGCACGUACGAAAGUCGGAUUUCUGGUAGAUGGCCGGAGAAUACCGCCAGUGAAGAUCGAAGUCACGUGUGGAGGCGUGAACUUGAGAAGUCUCGCGAGAGGAGACUUGCCCAAAUGCUCCAUUCAUCUGCGAAAAUGGUUUCUGUAAUUGAAAUUAAAUCAAUUCAAAUUAAAUUGGUAAUUACAGUGGGAUUAAAACUCUUUAAUUGAAAUUUGUAACACAGAAAACUUUGUGUCCGAUUCGAAAUCCAUAGACAAAAAAUAUAUAUAUGUGUGUGCUUUUGGUCUC